This is a messenger RNA of Vitis riparia (riverbank grape), 1583 nucleotides long. RefSeq lists its product as uncharacterized. NCBI's taxonomy places the organism in Eukaryota, Viridiplantae, Streptophyta, Magnoliopsida, Vitales, Vitaceae. The record is from RefSeq and is a predicted model, not a curated record. The transcript has 3 exons. The coding region runs from base 885 to 1247 and encodes 120 amino acids.
CGAACCUAGCCCUGGGAUCGUGUUAGGCCUCUCAUUUGUCUGCAACAAUGGCCGAAAACUCUGAUAAACGACGAAAAAAAGAAGCUGUCGCCGGAGAGUACACCGCCGAUCUCAGCAAACUCCGCCGUGGCCGGUACUCCAACUCGUCUUUUCCACUUUUGCUUUUUCAUCUCUCCUGAAUGGCAUAGAUUGGUCUUACUGAAAAAUAUUCGGUUUGUUUCUCGAGAAAAAGGGGAAAAUGCUUAAUGUAGGAGUAGCUUCCGUUAUGAAGCAGUUUCCUUUGCUUUCUCGAGAACCAAACAGAGGGUUUGUGGAGAAGGGAAAGUCACUUUUUGGAAAUACUUCUCUUGCAAGCAUUUUUUUUUUCCUCUCGAAAGUGGAAUAGUGCCUCCAAAAUGUACUGCAUUUUCAAUGCUUUGGAGAAUGCGUUGUUCAAUUGAUUAUAGUGCUUGUAUUGGUAGUAAUUUUGUGAUCGUUUAGAAAUCGAUGGCCAUAUCAGAGGAAUGGGAGCGGUUUUACAUUGAAAGAGAUGUUUCAUUCUUGCAAACUUUGUGGCAAAAAAACGAAAGGAGGGAUACAUAAGGUCAAUAGCAAGAGGUCAUGGCAUACUGAUGAUGAUGAAUUUGAAGGGGAAGAGGAAAAUGUAAAGGAAUUUGUUAAGAAUUGUAAGAAAAAAUUCCAGUUCAAGUUCAUGUGGAAGUGGAGGGGAGGGAAAAAUAGUAGGUCAACUCACUCUUACCAUGAAAAGACCAAAGCAAGAAAGUCUUAAUGCAUAUCAUACAUAUACGGUGUUGCAAAUUAGAAAUGAUGGUGAGAUGAAGCAACUGACAAUCAACAAUUCCAACAAGAAAAAGGCAAGAGACUAGGUGUGCGCAAGUAUAUUGAUGUGGAUGUGUGAUGCUGGAGUACCACUCGAUGCAGUCACUUACCCUAGUUUUCAAGGCAUGAUUAAUGCCAUAGGGCAAUAUGGUGUAGGUGUGAAGCCGCCAACUUAUUAUGAGGUAAGGGUUCCUUUCCUGAGGAAAGAGGUGACUCUCACACAAAAAUUAAUGAACAGGCAUGAGGAGGAAUGGGCAAGAAACGGAUGUUCCAUAAUGUUUGAUGGGUGGACUGAGAAGAAAGAAAAAACUUUUGCAAAGUUUCUGCUGGGUGGAGCGUAUUCGAGAAGCAAAUGUGGUUCAAGUUAUAUCAUAUGGUCAUUCAAGUUAUGCAUUGGCAGGUUUAUAGCAAAAAGAGAAACAAGCUAGCACAAGAUUGUCUAAAUGAUUUGGUGUUCAUAAAAAACAAUCAAGCCUUCAGGAGAUGAUACAAUGGGUGUAACACCGAUGACCCACUUUCCUUGAGAGAAAUAGAUGAAAACAAUGAAUGGUUGGUUGGGAGGAUGGAUGAUGAAGAGCCUGAAGAAUGUGAAGAUGAAUUUGUCUUUGAGGAUGAUACUUAGACAUGUAGUCGUGUCACUACAGCUGUGGCCAACUUUGAUACUGGAAUUCAAUCAAGAUUAGCACUAAAUCCAGAUGAUGAAGAAGCUGCCAGUUUGGAGGAGAUAGAAGGGGAAGAUGAUGAAGGCUGUGAAUCAUGUACAG